Molecule: messenger RNA, 3895 nt
Organism: Neurospora tetrasperma FGSC 2508
Lineage: Eukaryota; Fungi; Ascomycota; Sordariomycetes; Sordariales; Sordariaceae
Exons: 3
Coding region: 1-3825 (1274 amino acids)
Biological process (GO): protein autophosphorylation; phosphorelay signal transduction system
Molecular function (GO): histidine phosphotransfer kinase activity; phosphorelay sensor kinase activity
Source: RefSeq, a predicted model, not a curated record
AUGAGGAUCGCAAUUAGAGAGCAGCUCGCGGCCCUUGUCAUCUUUGCCGUCCUUCUCUCCCUCGCCAUUGUCUCAAUCCCCGUAUGGACCUUUGUCAACAACUUUGUCAUUGGCGUCAAGACGGAUGGCCUGGCCUUGUCUGCCUCUCUCAAGGCCUCUCGCAUCUCUUCCGAAAUCGAUCUGAUCCAGACGGCAUGCACCACCAUCUCCACACGACUCUUGCUUCAGCAGGCCUUUGAGGAUUUCUAUACCAAUGAAUACUAUGGCAAUCAAACUGCGGACGUCUGGGAGCAGGCUCUCGAGGAUCUGGCAAGCGCGCUUUCCACCAGCAACGUGUCGGGUCUAUUGCAAGCCAGAUUGUAUUCUCGCAAUACCACCGGUGAUCCACGUGGCCUUCUCAACAUUACCGGCCAAGAUGCCCUGGACGACCCUGUCUAUCUUCCUUACAAAUCCCCAACUGGAGCCGACAUCAAACUCGGCGAUCCCGACUAUGGCUUCCCCCCUAUGCUCUACCCAAAUAUCACAUACGAGAACAAGAACCUGCCGAGCCCUUACAAGGCCAACACCGUUCAAUUCUCUGCCAACAUAUUCCCUGGCGUCUCGUUGAGCAAUGGCAGCGAAGGCAACGGCAUUCUCUUGGGACCGCUUGUGGUCAACGAGUCGUACGCGCUUGUCUCCAUUACGGUUCCUGUUCGAGAGAAUCAAUCUAGCAGAUUCAUUCUCGGUUACAUGACUGUGAUUGCCAGCGCAAGACAGCUCGUCCAGGUCCAGAGGUCCAACGAGGGCCUGGGCGAGACUGGCGUUGCUCUGUUCAUCGGUCCAGUCAACCCGUGGAACCAUUUCGACUCCAAAAUGCCUGCCAGCAACCAAACAUGGUUUCCGCCCCGUGAUGAGUUUGCGAGGACAAACCAGGUCCACUUCCUGUUACCGCCUGCCCCCCAACCCGGCCAAGAAGACCGCCACAGCGACCACAGCUUCGAGUCCGGUGCCUAUGAUGCCCCCUUCGAUCCGGCGACGUACCAGGCGGUGCUCGAUCUUUUUGUGGAGAAAAACAAUCAGACCAACAACGCCACGAGCAAGAUCUCGACCAAGAAUGAGCAGGGCAAGAAGGUGGCGAUUGGCGCUGCCCGGCCACAGACCUCACUGGUUACCUGGGCGGUGAUUGUAGAACAGGACAAGCGAGAGGCGACGCAACCGAUCCGUACGCUGAGGAACAUACUCUUAGGCUGCGUGUUUGGUACCGCAGGGCUUGUCCUACUGCUCACCAUUCCGUGUGCUCACCUGAGCGUCAUGCCGAUUCGCCGGCUAAAGGAGGCCACCGAGAAAUCGAUUGCACCACCGGGUUACGAAGAAUUGUCCGAUUCCGACUAUGAUGAGGAGAACCCUAGUUCGGGCGGCACCACGUCGGGAAGGUCCGAGAAGAGCUGGCUCAAAAGUUUGAAGAGGAGGAUGCGCAAGUCGAAGAGGGCGAGAUUGAGAGCUGCAGCUGCACAGGAUGCGCAUCGCCAUGCUUUCAAGAUUCCCGCAAAGGUGGAGGAUAGGAAGCAUUACAUUACCGACGAGCUGACUGAGCUUACACAAACCUUCAACGAGAUGUCGGAUGAGUUGCUGAAGCAGUAUACUUUGUUAGACGAGAAGGUGGCCGAGCGAACGAGAGAACUCGAAAUCAGCAAGAAGGCCGCCGAAGCUGCUAACGAAAGCAAGACGCUGUUUAUCGCCAACAUUUCCCACGAGUUGAAGACACCCUUGAAUGGAAUCAUGGGCAUGUGUGCAGUCUUGAUGGAGGAAGAUGAUGUUCUUCGCAUCAAGCAGUCGCUCAAGACGAUUUACAAGUCCGGCGACCUUCUGUUGCAUUUACUCGAGGAUCUCCUCAGUUUCUCCAAAAAUCAAAUCGGUCAACAAGUCAGCCUGGAAGAGAGAGAGUUCAGACUUGGUGAGAUAAGAUCCCAAAUGCUGGCCAUCUUUGACAAGCAGAUCCGCGAGAACAAGAUCACCUUCACUGUUAGCUUCGUCGGCACCGACAUCCUCGAGAGCAGUCCGGAGCGACGCAGCGGCAUUGACAAGCGGCUUCCCGCCCUUGGGCCUCCCGGUGUAGGCCGUCUUAAGGACAUGUGUCUCUGGGGCGACCAGCACCGUAUCCUCCAAGUCAUCAUCAACUUGGUUAGCAACAGCCUCAAAUUCACCCCGGCAGGUGGGAGAGUCGAGUUGAGGAUACGCUGCGUCGGCGAGAUGGAACAACCCCAUAACCAAAGCAGGACUUCGUCGUUAUCCAAGAACUCGCACCGUCCAGGUCGGUCUCGCCAUAGACUAGGCUCGGGAUCAAGGGACUCGCAAUCUUCCAAGGGCGCGCCGCACUCGCCGAAUCUGAACCAGAGUAGUGGUACUGCGCUUUCCAUCAACCCCAUGGACCCCAAGUCGCCUCAUGUGCACAUCAGGGAACGAUCACCAACCCCUCCGCCACCGAAUGCCAAGACGUUUAUGUUCGAGUUCGAGGUGGAAGAUACCGGUCCGGGUAUUGCGGAGCAUAUGCAGCAAAAGAUCUUCGAGCCUUUUGUUCAGGGCGAUCUGGGUCUGAGCAAGAAGUUUGGUGGUACCGGUUUGGGUCUCAGUAUCUGCUCCCAGUUAGCCACCAUCAUGGGAGGCACGAUUGGGCUUAAGAGUACUGUUGGUGUCGGAACGACGUUUACGAUGCGGAUACCGUUGAAAUAUGUCAGGGACCGCGCCUCAUCCACAGCAUCCAGCUCCCUAGCCUCCCGCCCACCCUCCGCCGGCUCUCUCGACGGCGAAACCAUCCGCAACCCCCUCCCCAAGCAAUCCACCAUCGACAUCCACCGCAGUCACUCCCACGGCCACAGCCACAGUCACAACCACGGGCACGACCAACACUCAACCGCCCCACCCGCCGCCGCGUCCGUCCUCGACACUCAACCCCGUCUUGUCGGUCUCUCGCAACCCUUCUUCGCCACUACCCCCAAACACCCCCCUCCCACAACCCCCACCACCUCCGGCGACGUCGACGACAAAAUGGCUGCCAUCGACCGCGCCAUGGCCGCCAAACAACUGCAGCAAUCCUCCUCCGGCCCCGGCAAGCUCCGCGUCCUGGUCGCCGAUGACAACAGCACCAACGUGGAAGUCGUUUCGCGCUUGCUCAAGCUCGAAGAAGUCUACGACGUGACCAUCGCAAAAGACGGACAAGAAGCCUACGAUUUAGUGAAAGCCAACAUGGAGCACAACCUACAGUUUGACGUGAUCUUCAUGGACAUUCAGAUGCCGAACCUGGACGGAUUGCAGUCAACGAGGCUCAUUAGACAGAUGGGGUAUAGUGCACCUAUUGUGGCGUUGACGGCCUUUUCGGAGGAAAGUAAUGUCAAGGAGUGCAUGGAGAGCGGCAUGGACGAAUUUCUGAGUAAACCGAUUCGCAGACCAGCGCUGAAGCAGGUGCUGAAAAAGUUUGCGACGAUUUAUGAGGAGCAGGGCGAGACAGAGACUGUGCCAUCGGUUACGACGGGGAGUAUGAAGGGGGAGAAGAAGGAUGAAAAGGUGGAGAAGAAGGACAAGAAAGAGGGGAGGGAAUGGAAGGGUAUGAAGGAUGGAAAGGGCGAUGGCAGCAUGGUCAAUGGAACGAUCACCCCGAAAACGGCUAGCAGUACUACUGUUGCUGCGACGAUGACGAAUGGUUCGACUAUGACUGGGCCAACCACGAUGAUGAAUGGGGCGCCGAUAAGGCCGAAGCCGGUGGACGUUUACUCUGAUGAACCGUCGCCGAAGACUACGCCGAAAAGUAAUGGGACGGUUAAUGGGGAUUAUCUCAAGGGCGGGAGGUAACGGACUUGCCUUUAACGGUUCACAUCCAGGCUUCUACUAGGAAGCCGUUGUUUUCGAUGACCUACCUGGG